Messenger RNA from Echinostoma caproni, 1056 nucleotides. The record is from the annotation of a GenBank genome assembly. Lineage: Eukaryota; Metazoa; Platyhelminthes; Trematoda; Plagiorchiida; Echinostomatidae.
AUGGAAGACUUAUUUCUGUGUAGGGCUCUGAAUCGAAGCGAGCUCCAAAUAGGCCUUUUCAACACCAUUCGUUAUCGUGAGACUAUGAUUUGCAAGGAAUUUCCUCACAACAAUUCAGAAGUACCUCACUUUGAACCAUUUAGUACAGUGCGGAUGCAUUUGACUUUCCUUCUUGGUGUCGGGGCUCGAGCCGUGCAUGGACCGGUGGUUCUAUACACCAGUAAUGAGGGCAAAACUGCUCUCUGAUUGAAUUCGGUCUACAUGUUUCAUCUGAUCAGACUGGUUACGCACAACGUUUUGACUCGAAUCGCGCUUGUGACAUUUGUCGGAUUCACAGUCGGUAUACUCAUUGGACGGACAUUCGUACUCACAUGUUCAAAGAAAUUCGUUUUCAUCAAAAAGCCGCAGAGUGUGGAGGAUACCAUCAGACCGUUCAUUUUUAUUGGUGGUCAUGAAAGUUCCGGUACCGGACUUAUGCGUAUUAAAAUGGAUGCUCACCCUUGGAUUCGAUGCGGUGCAGAACCGAUGAUCUCGUUGAAAGUGUUAAGUUUGUGGAGAAAGUUCGCGGUUGAACAACGAGAUCGCUCGACUGAGAUCGGCAUCUAUCCGCACGCGCUGAACAACGCGACGCGGUCGUAUAUUUCGGAGACAAUCGAACACAUGGGACCGGAUGCCAAGAUUCUAUGUCACAAGCAACCUUCAACGUUUUUGUACCUUCCAAUUUUGGGAAAGUUAUUUCCAAAAGCGAAGUUUAUCCACAUGAUACGCGACGGACGAGGAGCGGUCGCGUCAUCCAUGAAUCGGCAUCUUCUCAGCAAACGUAAUCAUCUGGGUGCCUUACUCAAGUGGCAAAAGCAGGUGGCGAAAAUCAUAGAUGAGUGUAAAAUAUUGGGCCGGCACCGAUGCAUCGAGGUUCGUUACGAAUCAUUGAUCUUGAGGACAGAAGAAGAACUGAGGCGCGUAUUGGCCUUUGUCAACGCUCCAUGGGAUCCCGUUGUACUGCAUCACGAAUUGCUAAAAGAAAACUUGACUGGUUUAAACACAUCUCGAGUGUAA